Messenger RNA from Rubroshorea leprosula, 901 nucleotides. Lineage: Eukaryota; Viridiplantae; Streptophyta; Magnoliopsida; Malvales; Dipterocarpaceae. The record is from the annotation of a GenBank genome assembly.
AUAACUGCUCAUAUCUUCUGUCUUACGAGGUUGGGCAGAAAGAUUCAUUUUUGUUUUACAUUCGAAAUUUUUGCUCGUCAUAUCUAAUUUCUUACAAUGACAUUGUUCACUUUCUAGUCUAAUGGAUUUGUAAAACUCCUGUCUGGAUCUUUGAGUUGAUGGUUGAUCAUGGUGACUUUCGAUGAGAUGAUGAACAUAUGAACCAUGUUCUACUCUACCUAAUGUUUGAGCAAUGUUUCCACAACUCUAAUGUUUGGAAUGGACUGGCAUUGAUCUCUAAGAACUAAUUAGUCUCUUUUCAAUUUUUGAAGGUGGAUUUCAGGCUAGCAUAACUCUAAAAGAGAUGGAUUUUCAGUUAACAAGUGAGGGAGAUGCGCGUUCGACGACCCAAGAAGCAAGGGAAUCUGCUGCAAGACAGAUCUUGGCCAAGUUGUGCAAUGUAACAAGUCUGCCUCACUAGUUAUGGAAAUCCCCAUCUAGAGGCACUAAAACCAUUUUUACUCUUUUUGGUAUAUAUAGGAACGUUGGCUCACUACUUGGCGAAAUAUCAGUUUACUUGUGAGACACUAGGACUUUUUCUUCAGCUUCGGUUAUGGUCACCCGUGAUAUUGUUAAGGUGACUAAUAUUCUACUCUUGUUUUGUUAAAUUACUUCUCUGCUCACACAAUUAAACUGGAAAAACACAUGAAAGUGAUGAGGGCAAAGUUGAAAUAGUGAUAGCAUGUUGGUGGCUUUAAUAAUAUUCCUGGUGGCUGUGACUGGAGCCUGGUUUGCUUUUUGGUAGGAAACAGAGUCAAGGCCUAAGAAGCGCGAUGACAUCAAUUUUAGCUCCCAUGUAAAAAUGUAGUUAAAAAAUUUAAAUCAAUAUAUACAUGUUAUAUAAUAUAUAGUUAUAAUUUUA